Messenger RNA from Panicum virgatum (switchgrass), 865 nucleotides. RefSeq lists its product as uncharacterized. The record is from RefSeq and is a predicted model, not a curated record. Bases 241 to 501 code for a protein of 86 amino acids. NCBI's taxonomy places the organism in Eukaryota, Viridiplantae, Streptophyta, Magnoliopsida, Poales, Poaceae. The transcript is spliced from 6 exons.
UGCGAGCGUUUCGUGCAGCUGCGCGACCUCUGUCUGAACCCCCACCCUCUCCCGUACGAGCUCUAUAUAAGCAGGCUCGCCCCUCCGCAGCACACGCGCUUCGUUCCUCCUCGUCCCUCGGCAUCGCCUCCUCUCCGUCUCCCUGCAGAGAGAGCGCCGCAAGGCACUGAAACUCGCGGCGGCGUGUUGUUUGCUUGCUUGCUGGCAAGAGGGAGAAAAGGAGGAGGAAGAGAGCAGGAGAUGGCAGGCUGCGAUGGAGCCAAGUCGCCGGCCUCCAAGGAGGAAGAGGCAUGUGUUGAGAAGUACGGAGGAAUUGCACCCAAGAAGCCUUUGAUAUCCAAGGACCACGAGCGCGCGUACUUCGAUUCAGCAGACUGGGUGCUCGGCAAGCAAGCUGCAAAUAGCAGCACACGGGCUGCUGUUGAGUCUCUGAAGCCCAAGCUGAAGCGAACGCCUCACCACCAGCUUCCCCCUCGCAAGCCGACCUGCGCUUCCAGCUGAGAUGCACGGUGAGCUGGCUGGCCUCCAAUCCAAAAGCAUGCAGCACUUAGCUCGUAGUAGCAUCACGCGCAGCAAUGUGCAAAAGCGCCGCAAGAAAUGACCACCCCUCUGUGUUCGUGCAGUGCAGCUGCUGGAGGGAGUGCUGGGCGGCAAGGAUUGGGCUCGGAUAAAUGUUUGGCCGCUGGUCCGAAAUCGUAGGGAUGGAUCAGAAGCCUGAGGGGCAAAUCUGGCUACUUGUCAAUUGCAGCCUCUACUAUGUCUAUCAUCAAGAACGGAUUAGAUGGUACUUGUGGUUGAACUGAAAGUUUUCUCGUUUUUGAAGUAAAAAAAAAAGCAUGUGUCCGUUACCCACGGGCUAUCACCA